GUUGACACCGGCGGCGACCUGCCUGCAGCUUGACCUGGGGUCUGGAUUGUGUAGGGGACUUUGGCGUGUUGUUUUUUUAGAUUGAACUAGUGAAGAGCAUUUAACGCUUGCUGUUGAUCUUUUGGACGACUGCGUGUGUUUUCUUGCAGAAGUGCUGGCAGCUCUCUGGCCCAGAAGCAGCUGAAGCGUCGAGGACAGAUGAACAAGAUGUAUGGGACGUGUUUCCGUGCGCUUCGGAAAGCCCCGGGGCUGAAGCCUGUGAAGCUGCAGCAGAGGGCCUUCACCGUCACUGCGGUGCAACGCCAGCAGUCGUUCGACUCGUCGCUGGACAAGCCGCAGUUCCCUGGAGCCUCAGCCGAGUUUGUGGAUCACCUCGAGUUCAUCCAGCCCAAUGUCAUCUCGGGGAUCCCGGUGUACCGGGUGAUGGACAGGCAGGGCCAGAUCAUCAACCCCUCUGAAGACCCUCAGCUCCCCAAAGAGACGGUUUUAAACUUUUAUCAGAAGAUGACCAUGCUGAACACAAUGGAUCGGAUUCUGUAUGAAUCUCAGAGACAGGGUCGGAUCUCCUUCUACAUGACCAACUACGGUGAAGAGGGGACACACAUCGGCAGCGCUGCCGCCCUCGACCCAAACGACCUUGUCUUUGGUCAAUACAGAGAAGCCGGAGUGCUGAUGUACCGCGGUUUUCCGCUGGAUUUGUUCAUGGCUCAGUGUUACGCCAAUGCCGAUGACCUUGGCAAGGGCCGGCAGAUGCCCGUGCACUACGGCUGCAAAGACCUCAACUUUGUCACCAUCUCCUCUCCUCUGGCCACGCAGAUUCCCCAGGCGGCCGGGGCAGCGUACGCAAUUAAGAGAGAGAAUAUGAACCGUGCUGUUAUCUGCUAUUUUGGAGAGGGAGCGGCUAGCGAAGGUGAUGCUCAUGCCGGCUUCAACUUCUCCGCCACACUUGAGUGCCCACUGAUCUUCUUCUGCCGUAAUAAUGGUUACGCCAUCUCCACCCCUACUAACGAGCAGUACAGAGGAGACGGCAUUGCUGCUCGUGGUCCAGGCUACGGCAUGAUGUCGAUCCGCGUCGAUGGCAAUGAUGUGUUCGCUGUGUACAAUGCAACAAAAGAAGCACGCCGCAGAGCUGUGGCAGAGAACCAGCCCUUCCUCAUCGAGGCAAUGACCUACAGAAUUGGCCACCACAGCACCAGUGACGACAGCUCGGCUUACCGCUCGGUGGACGAGGUGAACUACUGGGACAAGCAGGACCAUCCCAUCUCCAGGCUGAGGCACUACAUGACGGCCCGCGGCUGGUGGAGCGAGGACGACGAGAGGAGCUGGAGGAAGCAGUCCCGCAAAACGGUCAUGGAGGCGUUCGAGAGGGCCGAGCGGCGCCAGAAACCCAAGCCCGAUCUGCUCUUCACCGACGUGUACCUGGAGAUGACACCCAACCUCAGCAAGCAGAGAGAAUCCAUGUGGAAGCAUGUGCAACAGUACAAGGAGCACUACCCCCUCGACCUGUACGAUAAAUAACUUCACGGUCAGGGUGGAACAGGCUGCACAGGCGUGGGAGUGGGUGAGAGUGUUGGGAUUCGGAUAGACUGUUGCAGGACUUUUACUGUAUGCAUAGAAUCAUAGUUUUGACAUGACGACACUCUUCCUUUCUGCAUUGUAGGAGAGGGCUGGGUGAUGGUCUACUAAACAUUGUACCACAGGCCACUGGGUUUUGUGCCUUAAGGGAGUAACAGUGAAACUGUUUGUGCUUGGCAGUUGGUGAUUACAUUUAUAUUUUCCUGUAAUAAUGGGAAAUGCAGCAGGUACAGUUUUAAUGCAUAUGCACAACAAAUGUUCAACGUAAGCAAUAAAUACCGGAUUCAAACAUGUACCAUUUUUGUGUUAUGUUCCUCUCCUUGGACUAAGAUCCAAUUAGGUGAUUCACUACAUUAACUGUUCUGUUCAGUGGUUAUGGUAUUUAACAUUUUCCUUUGUGUAUGAAGAAUUCACCCCUUUUAAAGGUUUGAUGUGUACCCACCUACAUUUUAGAUGGAUUCAUAUGCUGGUACAAUAGUGAAACUGUUACAUUAAAUGUUUAAAAGUCACUGUACAACCAUCCUGUGAACUACAUUUCUACAUUGGUGUUGUGUGGAAAAACAAAAUGAAACUUAUGCUGGUGUCUGAAAGACAAAUAAAGACAAAAACACUUCGCAUUUU
This is a messenger RNA of Myripristis murdjan (pinecone soldierfish), 2196 nucleotides long. RefSeq names its product branched chain keto acid dehydrogenase E1 subunit alpha (gene bckdha). The transcript is spliced from 8 exons. Gene Ontology annotation, cellular component: oxoglutarate dehydrogenase complex. Gene Ontology annotation, biological process: branched-chain amino acid catabolic process. The record is from RefSeq and is a predicted model, not a curated record. Lineage: Eukaryota; Metazoa; Chordata; Actinopteri; Holocentriformes; Holocentridae. Bases 199 to 1518 code for a protein of 439 amino acids. Gene Ontology annotation, molecular function: oxidoreductase activity, acting on the aldehyde or oxo group of donors, disulfide as acceptor.